AACUACCAUAACAAAAUACACCUUUGCUUUUAGCAAAGCACAGUAGCAAAUAGAGUGAGCGAGGCACGAGAGAGAAAAAAAACCAGAAAAUGGCUCUAGCAAGCAAAAUGGCGAUGGAGAAAGCUUCAAUAAGCCUUCUAUGGAGGUUUCCAUCAAACCUUUUUCAAUCAUACAAUUGCUCCACAACUUCAUCAGCUACAACUACUACUACAACAACAAGCGCGGGAUCGACGAUUGCAAAGCGCAAAAAAAACAAAAAAAAUCUCUUCGAAGUAGCGCAGUUUUUACCCAACUGGGGUCUUGGUUAUCACAUGGCAAAAACUCAUUGGACUAAUGUUACUUAUGAAAUCACCAAGAUUAAUCUCUACAAGGAUGGUAGACAUGGGAAAGCUUGGGGCCUUGCUUACAAAGAUGGUCUUCCCGCUCCUGCUCCAAAGAAAAUUAGCGGAGUUAACAAGCGCUGUUGGAAAUACAUUCGGAACCCACUCAAAUUAGAGUCUGAGCCGAAGCCUGAGGCUCAAGAAGCUUAAUGGAGUCUACAUACAUCACUUAGUUCUAUAAAAUGCCUUCCAUGUUUUGUCAUUUCUCUUACUAAGGAAGGUGUCAUUUGUUUGUGACUCAAAAUUUUCAGAUAAUGUUUGGUUUGUCGCAUCAUAGACAGAAUUUAUGUAGGAAAACAAACAUAGAGGUCUUGACAUAAGAUGAUGUCUAGCAGUUUGAUAAGUUUUGGUUAUAUAUGGCUUUUCCUGUCAGAUAUCACUUAAAUUUCUUCAUGAGAUGAUAGUUCUUUUCAUUUUUCAU
This is a messenger RNA of Beta vulgaris subsp. vulgaris (sugar beet), 801 nucleotides long. RefSeq lists its product as hypothetical. Gene Ontology annotation, molecular function: structural constituent of ribosome. The transcript is spliced from 3 exons. NCBI's taxonomy places the organism in Eukaryota, Viridiplantae, Streptophyta, Magnoliopsida, Caryophyllales, Amaranthaceae. Gene Ontology annotation, cellular component: mitochondrion. The coding region runs from base 90 to 530 and encodes 146 amino acids. The record is from RefSeq and is a predicted model, not a curated record.